Messenger RNA from Kogia breviceps (pygmy sperm whale), 1603 nucleotides. NCBI's taxonomy places the organism in Eukaryota, Metazoa, Chordata, Mammalia, Artiodactyla, Physeteridae. The record is from RefSeq and is a predicted model, not a curated record.
AGGAAGUGUCAGCUGGGUCAAAACAGAGAAAAUACAUCAGUUAUGGCCAUUAAAAGUUUAAAAGAGCAUUAUGUAUAAUGCCUGGUUCCCAAAUGACUCCUAUGCUAAAGGGUUAAUAACUAAUAUUUAUAUAAGACAGAAGAGAAAGAUGUCAUUCCGUAAAGUAAACAUUAUCAUCCUGGUCCUGGCUGUUGCUCUCUUCUUACUGGUUUUGCACCAUAACUUCCUCGGCCUGAGCAGUUUGCUGAGGAAUGAGGUUUCAGAUUCAGGAAUUGUGGGGCUUCAGCCUGUAGACUUUGUCCCAAAUGCUCCCCAGCAUGCGGUAGAUGGGAGACAAGAGGAGAUUCCUGUGGUCAUUGCUGCAUCUGAAGAUAGACUUGGGGGGGCCAUUGCAGCCAUAAACAGCAUUCAGCACAACACUCGCUCCAAUGUGAUUUUCUACAUUGUUACACUCAACGGUACAGCAGACCAUCUCCGGUCCUGGCUCAGCAGCAGUACCCUGAAAAGCAUCAGGUACAAAAUUGUGAAUUUUGACACUAAACUUUUGGAAGGGAAAGUAAAGGAGGAUCCUGACCAGGGGGAAUCCAUGAAACCAUUAACCUUUGCAAGGUUCUACUUGCCAAUUCUGGUUCCCAGCGCAAAGAAGGCCAUAUAUAUGGACGAUGAUGUAAUUGUGCAAGGUGAUAUUCUUGCCCUGUACAAUACACCACUGAAGCCAGGACAUGCAGCUGCAUUUUCAGAAGAUUGUGAUUCAUCCUCUACUAAAGUUGUUAUCCGUGGAGCAGGGAACCAGUACAAUUACAUUGGAUAUCUUGACUAUAAAAAGGAAAGAAUUCGUAAGCUUUCCAUGAAAGCCAGCACCUGCUCAUUUAAUCCUGGAGUUUUUGUUGCAAACCUGACAGAAUGGAAAAGACAGAAUAUAACUAACCAGUUGGAAAAAUGGAUGAAACUCAAUGUAGAAGAAGGGCUGUACAGUAGAACACUGGCUGGCAGCAUCACAACACCACCUCUGCUGAUUGUAUUUUAUCAACAGCACUCCACCAUCGACCCUAUGUGGAAUGUUCGCCACCUUGGUUCCAGUGCUGGAAAACGAUAUUCACCCCAGUUUGUUAAGGCUGCCAAGCUACUCCACUGGAAUGGACACUUUAAGCCAUGGGGAAGAACUGCUUCAUAUACUGAUGUCUGGGAAAAAUGGUAUAUUCCGGACCCAACAGGCAAAUUCAGCUUAAUCCGAAGACAUGUGGAGAUCUCAAAUAUAAAGUAAAUAAGUAUGCUAUAAGCAUUUCUCAGGAAAUCCUGGAAGACAGUAUGUGUGGGAAGUAACACUUGCUAGCCUUCAAUGCCUGUUUGCAGCAAUAAAGGGACAAGGGACAUUUCAGCUGGGUAAAGAGGACAAACUGCCCCAUCUGGCAGUCAGCUUCCCAGACAGACUAUAAAUAUGCCUCCAUCUGCCUUACCAAGAGUUUGCUUACUGACAGUGUUGAACGACCAGAGGUGAAUGUACUUAGAUACGGCUCGUACAGCUAGUUCAACACUGCUGUUUGGUUUUAAUUUUGUGACCUGUGGCCGAAUCUGUAAAUAAAGUAAAAACUACGUUUUUCAA